Stegostoma tigrinum is the source of this 381-nucleotide messenger RNA. RefSeq names its product histone H2AX-like. The record is from RefSeq and is a predicted model, not a curated record. Lineage: Eukaryota; Metazoa; Chordata; Chondrichthyes; Orectolobiformes; Stegostomatidae. Gene Ontology annotation, molecular function: protein heterodimerization activity; structural constituent of chromatin; DNA binding. Bases 1 to 381 code for a protein of 126 amino acids. Gene Ontology annotation, cellular component: nucleosome. The transcript has a single exon.
AUGUCUGGAAGAGGAAAGAGUGGUGAGAAAGCUCGCUCCAAGGCGAAGUCCCAGGCUGGCCUGCAGUUCCUGGUGGGCCAUGUUCACAGGCUCUUGAAAAAGGAUAAAUACGCUGAGCAUGUAGGUGCCGGAGCGCUGGUCUAUCUGGCUGCGGUGCUUGAGUGUGUGACAGCUGAGGUCCUCGAGCUGGCUGGUAGCACAGCCCGCGCCAACCAGAAGACCUGCAUCAUCCCCAGUCACCUCCAGCUGGAUGUGUGCAACGACAAGGAGCAUAACAAGCUGCUGGGAGAGGUGACCAAUACUCAGGGCUGUGUGCUGCCUAAUAUCCAGGUCAUGCUGCUGCCCAAGAAAACUGCCAUUGGGGUCGCUCCUAAAAAGUGA